ACAGCUUGGUCGGUUUUGGGAUUUCUAAUCGUAUGAAAAGUGCUGAGGUCAAGAAAUUUGAGCACCUUCCUUCCCAGUCGGAAGGGAAAGCCUUCUGAAACACGUUCUUUUAUAGUGAUGUUCACCAAAAACAUCUUCCACUUCGAUGAACUUUCCCAUUAAAUUUACACUGGCGUGUGACAAAAAAGAAGCUUUCUUUUAAAUACAUUUUGGAAUGCAUCUGUAAAAGUUAGCCAUGAGUAAUGCGUUCUAGAACGAUUUUCUUUUGGAAUACGAACUACCGACUGUAAUACUUUCCGACGAAUACGGGUUUAUAAAUGUCAACAAUCAAAUUACUAAGCUAAAUAAACUGUAUUAUAAACGAACUUUCAAAGCGAAUCAAAGCAUCAAAAUGGACACACCUAGGCUCUCACUGAAGCGACACUGUACGGAUCUAGAAGGCGAUGAUCCAGAGAUCAAAAAAUUUCAUGGGAAUCCGGAAUCGAAUCGCUCUGUUUCAUUUCAGAGGAACCAGAAGUUAGACUGUUUAUACAUGGAGUCGGGAUUUGAUGAGGAGGAAUCCUCGCUGAAGGAUCGUGCUUCGUUAGUCUAUCUCGAAUUGGGAAAUCGUGUGGCCACUGUUCGGAACGAGCCACUGGAUAAUAUUUCCCUGGAAGAUGAUGCAGAAUUAAAGACAAAUGUGCAGAAGUUGCUGGGUCUGAUAGCGACACGUCGCAGGCUGUACAACCCCGAGGAGUACUGCGCGCCGGAACUGGAGGAGCUGACUUCAACGGACACUUAUCCACUGAAUAAUUCCACUUUCUCGCCCGCACAGCCAGUCAUUCUCUCCUCGACCUGGUCAAGUCUGAAUCUAGCGAACCCCCAUCCGCCGACUCUGGAGGAGCGUCGGGCGAAGGAGCGCAACGACAUCCUGCUGAAGACCGAUGCCAAAAUAACAGAGAUGGAGACGCCGAACUUCCUUAAAGAGCUCGACCUGAGCGAGUUGCCCAGCAGGGAGCAGGUGGCCGCCAAUUGUAGCCGGCACAAGAGCAGCAUCGCCUGCCGGGAACGGCACCCGCACUUCUACAGAUUUGUCGAGUCGCUCCACCCCUCGACCCCGGUCAACAUGUAUCCUCUGCUUGCGCUAGCCUACCGGGAGACGAGUUUCAAAAGCUGCAAGGAGGAACUGGCCAAAACUUUGUUCAACAUCUUCAACCACGCCAUCUUCCACUGCGGCCUCCAUGCGCCUAUCGUUUGGAAGAGCUCCUUGCGCACAUCCUGUGAACGAGUCAACAUCGAUGCCUCUGGACAGCGGUCCGCCUACAUCCUGCUGUGGAAGAAGAUAAGUCAGCCGGAGAUGCUCCUUAAGAUGCUCCUGCACGAAAUGUGCCAUGCCGCGGCCUUUGUCUUUAACCGGGAGACGGGACACGGCGACCAUUGCCGCAGAUGGGCCUUCCAGGCGAAAAGGGCACUGCCUGAGCUGCCCACGAUCCAUGAUUGUGACCCCAAUUUCAAGUAUACAUGUACUAUGUGCGCCCGGUGGUCCUAUGGGCGGUUUGAUUUUGGGAAGACUGCGAUUCGCUGCCACUACUGCCAGUUUGAAGUGAUCACGAAACCAUUUCAAAAAGCGGAUAAGCACACGGGAACCCGACCAGAUCGUGCGAUAACUCCAUUUAAGGCCUUUAUACGGGACAAUUACUUGAAGCUGGACGGGAUGGAAUAUAUUACGCAUAGCGCAAAAAUGAGACUCCUGAACGAAGAGUUCUUAAAAACAAGAGUUCCUGGUUAA
Drosophila suzukii is the source of this 1768-nucleotide messenger RNA. RefSeq lists its product as uncharacterized. Gene Ontology annotation, cellular component: nucleus. The record is from RefSeq and is a predicted model, not a curated record. Lineage: Eukaryota; Metazoa; Arthropoda; Insecta; Diptera; Drosophilidae.